Molecule: messenger RNA, 3790 nt
Organism: Poeciliopsis prolifica (blackstripe livebearer)
Lineage: Eukaryota; Metazoa; Chordata; Actinopteri; Cyprinodontiformes; Poeciliidae
Gene: borcs6
Product: BLOC-1 related complex subunit 6
Exons: 7
Coding region: 69-1391 (440 amino acids)
Biological process (GO): lysosome localization
Cellular component (GO): BORC complex
Source: RefSeq, a predicted model, not a curated record
CAAUAUAUUGAUCGGACUCGGCUGUUGCAUACAUCUUCCAGGAUAGAAACUGCUCUGCAGAGGGAGGGAUGAGUCUCUCCACUGUUAUUGGCACAGAAGUGCCAGAAGCAGCUAAUGGGGUGGCGACGCCCGUUUCUCUGGAGAACGGCCCUCAUGCGCCGGUCUCGGUAAAACAUGGCGGGAGCAGGUUACCCGACAAGGGAGCGAAGUCGAUGGACGGGAGAACAGAGAACCACGUUGACACAGCAAACAGACUGAACGCUGCAGAAAGCAACGUAGACACUGAGACAAAUCUUCACGAGAGAACAUCUAGUUUAUCAUUACACGGUUCCCAGGUGGUAGACCUCUCUUUCCAUGAUGACGCAGAAACAAGAAACUCCGAAUCCAAAGACACAGACAUUCCUGAGGGAUCGAAGGCCGAGGACCUGGUUCUCAUGUGGGAUUCAGCACCGCAUGCAGAGCCCACAGACGUAUGUCAGCAGGGAGGCCCUGACAUUGCAGAAAGACCCCUGACAGAAGCUGAGAGUGAAGAGAGAAGGCUGGAUAGAAGAGAGGACGAUGAGGACGGAGAGAAAGAGAAGCAAGAUGUGGAGACAGAUGAGAAGAACGAGAACAGGUGGAGGAACACUGGAGGAAGAACAAAGAAAGAGCCCUCGCAACACUACUCCUCCUCAGCCCCCGGUCCCAGCACCUCUUCUUCUACUCCUCAACCUGCUCUUCUCACCUCAGACGAUGCCCCGUGCCCUCCCCACGUCAUGGCCCAGGUUUGGGUUCGGAACAACCGGGGGAUGCAGGACAGCAAGAGCCUGGAUGAAAUCAGCCAAGCCUGCGGAGGUGGUCCAGGAGCCAGAGGAGGUGGCAGAAGCGGGCAGUCAGAGGGCCGAAGGGCCACCAUCUCCUCAGCUCUGGAGCUGGAGGGGACAGUCAGCCACGAAGGAGACCUCACCAACUUCAUCACAAAGAACCUGGAGCAGAAGAUCAAAAUGAGCUCCAAGCCCAGCCUGGACUGCAGUGAUUCUGACUGUUCGGGUCCAAUCUACCGAAGCCGAGGCUUGUCGCGGAGACCAGCGGACAUCCCGCCAAUCGACCCCACAGUUCUGUUGGACCUCCAGAGACACACCCAGGAGGUGGCCCACAGCGUGGAGAUGAUGAUGAAGAGCCUCAACGGAACCAUCCAGAACAUGACGGCUCUGAGCGUUGGCUACAUCCAGACCUACAGAGACUCUGUGGACAGCCUGGGAGAGUCUGUAGACAUGAGCAUAAAGGGCAUGUACACUCUGAUGGCUCGCUGCGAGGAGCUGGAUCGCUCCAUGCAGCCCAUCCACACACUGGCGGCUCAGAUCCGUGACAUCAAACGCACCCUGGAUGCUCUAGAAGCGAUCUGCAAGUAAUCCCCCUUCCUACCAGAUCUGAACACAGCUCCGGCCUGCAAAAAAAUCCGACCUAAAGCUCAUCCACAAGAAAACAAAAAAGAAAAAAAAAGGAUGCCGUCAAGCAAAUGCAGCCCUUUUGCAGGUUGCACACACACACUGCAGCGAAGAUCAAGUUCACCUCAGGAGUCUGGAACCCGCCGCUGCCCGGCAUGCCGAAUGAUUUCCACUCAUAGCUCUUCUGUGUGCCGUUAGAAGAUGACCUGUUUUUGUGUUGUGGGAUCCAAAAAGAAACACAUUGACUUUUGAGGAGGAGCUGUUUUUUUUUUCUUCUCUUCAAAAUUUCAAGAAGAAAAUCUCACCAAAUUAACUCUUUUGCCCUUAGUAGGUCGCGCCCACACACAAACUCAAACCUGGCAGCAGGUGGGCUACAUGCAUUCUUUGUUCGUCUUUAACAGUCAGAGGAGUGUGAUACUUUUAUCCGUCCAGCCUGCGUGGUUCAGAUUGCACUAACCUCCCCUCUGCAGAUGGGGGCAACAUUUCUGUCUCCGGAGAGGCAAGGAUAAACUGCUUGGAAGACGGUGACAUUUGCACUGGAAGAGAAAGUCUAUUUUUUAAUCUUAUGCAACAAGCAGGUUCCUUCACUGUGUGUGUCUGUAUGUUUUUAUUUAUUCAGUCUGCUCAGCAUGCGUGCUUGUUCAGAAAAAAAGAACACAAAAAACCCAAAACAUUGCGUCUGUGUUGCGGAGAGGCAGUUCACGGUCUGCUGUUUAAUGAGCUCCAAUCUGUACUGCGAGUCCUUCACUUUUUCCACUCUGAUUCUCUCCCAUCACCUAAAAAGGAGGAGUCAACCGUUAAGUCACAGGUCUGCUUCAUUAAUAGCAACCCAGAAUCUGCCACGAAUCUCCGUCUCCUCCCCUGCCUCCUCUGAGAGACGAAGUGAGCAACAUAACCGGGGAAAGUAAUCUUAAGUGAUUCUAAAACUGUUUUUGAAUGUUGUCCAAAUAAAAAGUACCAGAUAUUUUACUUGAUUUGACGUCUAGAUGUCAUCGGCCGACAGGCUAGAUAUCCUUUUUUAUGCUCCAACUUGAUUGAAUUUUGAAGUCAAUAAUAAUAUUUUUGUUGCCUCAGAGCUUCUCAUGGGAAUAUCAGUUUCACUGCAGCUCCAGUUCUUCUCUUUUUUUCUUCCCAAACAGCCUGUCACACAGGGUUUUAAAUAAUGUUUUUGAAGUUCAUUCUUAAAAAAGACCAGUCCUGGGUUCAGUUCUGACUUGAUUCAUGUUCGUAAUUCAUCACUUAAACCUUUUGAACUAAAUUCACAGUCAUUACAUGAAAUGCUUCAGUUUCAAAUGAUAUACGAUGAUAUGUAGUUACUUUUUUUUUUUACAUACACUGUAUAAAAAUGUCAGUUUUAGAUCUGUAAGAAUUAGAAAAAUAAUUUCUACUCACUAAAUGCCAGAAUAAUGACAGGGAGCUCUGUUGUUAAUUUUCUCAGUAGUCGAGGAUCCAGAACCUCUACAGGAAGCAAACGGUCUGAUCUUUACCAGGUUGGGCUUUUGUUGAACUUUUUUCAAAUUUACAUCCAUUUUUUGUUUGUUUUUGAUAUCAUUGCCUAUUAGAUUUAUGACUUGGGUCAAACUUUUUUGAUGUCCUUCCAUAAGCUGCUCAGAACUGGUUUUCAGCUCUGCCACAAUUUUGAUUUUUUACGAGUCUUGAGUUGAACCUUGAUUUUAAUCACACAACAUGUCUCCGAAGGUUAAGCACUUUGACCCUGAGUGAAAUGGCAACUAAUGUGGCUUUUUAUGUUCUUCCUCUGUGUGCGGUUUUUCAGCCGAUGUUGGUACUCUUACCUGGACAUUCACCAGAUGUUAAGAUUUUGUUCAGUGGUUUAUCAAAACAUUUUCAACUUUGAGACACAAAACGCAUUUUGUUCCUGAACAUUGUGCUACCUGGAUGUUCCUAUGAUGUCUAUUCUUGCAUAUAGUAGUUUGAACAGAUGAAUGUGACUCCCAAAGAUGGACCAGACUUCACUUCCUGGUAGUUGAAACAAGGAGACGGCAUGUUUGUGAAUUAACCUAUCAGAAACUUACAAAGCCAUGACAUCAUUGCCAUUUGAGCUUUCUUGAAUCCUUAAGUCACAGUAAUCUUGGUGUAUGUAAACAUGAUUUUGAAGAAAGUGGUAAACACUUUUGUCAUUCUGGAAUUUAGGAAAUAAAAUAAUUUUGGCAACAUUAACAAACCUUAAACAGAUCAUUUCUGACAGUGAGGGGGACGUCGUUUUAUACAGUGUAUGCAAAAGUUUUGAUUCAUCGUUUCGUUUGGCUUGUGCCAUCUUUUAUCUUUGCCAUCCUCUCCUAUUCUCUGUUCUCAUAAAUUGUAUUCCAGUAUUGACCAAUUCCCAAUAAAGCUGCUUCAAUUGA